AAAACCCUGAAUAUCCAGGAUGUUGGGAUGAUGCCAAUGGGAGCCAUGACUGCAGCAGCAACACCUGCAGCUCUGGCAGUGGAAGAGGACGCGGCACCAGUCAAGAAAGAGAAGACACACUUCACAGUAAAACUGACAGAACUGAAGGCAGCAGAGAAAGUGAAACUCAUAAAAGAAGUGAAGAACAGCAUCCAAGGCUUGAACCUGGUGCAGGCUAAGAAGUUGGUUGAGUCCCUCCCCCAGGAGAUCAGAGCCAAUGUGUCCAAAGAGGAGGCGGAGAAGCUGAAGACAGCCCUGGAGACAGCAGGAGGCACUGUGGUGCUGGAGUAGACCGUCCCACCUCUCUCCCUGCCUCCACCCGACUGACCCCAUCCACCGUCGGGCUGCUGUUACACGUGUCUUCUAUCUUUCUGUUGUAUACAGCAGGAAAAGAACAAAGGAACCCAAUGCCUUGGAAAAGGAAACUAAAACCUAGCCUUUUUGACAACGUUGCUGUACUAGCUACCAACUGGACGGUGUGAGGCGGGAGAAACUAACUCAGACUGAACUCCUCAGGCUCAGAGCCUGAACGUACCCGCCCACCGCCCGGGCCGCUCGUCAGUUCCCUCGCCCAUUUGUCUUGUUCGUCUGUCUGUCUGUCUGGCUCUGUCCCGAUCCUCCACCCUUCUCCUGAAGUGUGUACUUCUCUUGGGUUCUUUCUCACAUUGGUUUAACAACGGUGGAAACUCAACUCCCUCAAGCCAAUGUUUACAUCAGCCCUGUGUUUAAAAGUCCACGACUGGGAAUAUGAGGGUACAGUACAGGA
Molecule: messenger RNA, 805 nt
Organism: Oncorhynchus tshawytscha (Chinook salmon)
Lineage: Eukaryota; Metazoa; Chordata; Actinopteri; Salmoniformes; Salmonidae
Product: 39S ribosomal protein L12, mitochondrial-like
Biological process (GO): translation; mitochondrial transcription
Cellular component (GO): ribosome; mitochondrial large ribosomal subunit
Molecular function (GO): structural constituent of ribosome
Source: RefSeq, a predicted model, not a curated record